CUCCUGACGCCCCGCCCAGAACGUGAGUCCGCAUGCGCACACCGCUUUCUCUCGCUGACGCACCCCCGGAAGCACUGGCAGUGUCGGGGGCGGGGCCGGGAAGCGUUUCCGGGGGCGGGAAGCGCAGGCUGAGGCGGUCGCGGCGGCGACGGCUUGAACGGGCCUGGCGGCUACGGUGGAAAGUGUCCCGCGGGCGGGCUGUGUGAGCACGGAGGCCUUGGCAGAAGUCAAUGUGAUUUUAAUUUGAAGCAAAACUGAGAAAUGGGUUCCUGUUCCUCAUUCAUUCAUACUGCAUUUUGAUGGCCAUGGCAUAAGAAACUUUAUCCCAGGAAUACGACUUUGCAUUAGCACUGAACAAGAUUUGUGAUGAAAUGGAGCCUGGAACAAACUCUUUUCGAGUAGAAUUUCCUGAUUUUUCCAGCACCAUUCUGCAGAAACUGAACCAGCAGCGCCAGCAAGGACAAUUGUGUGAUGUCUCCAUUGUUGUCCAAGGCCACAUUUUCCGGGCACACAAAGCUGUUCUUGCUGCCAGUUCACCCUACUUUUGCGACCAGGUACUCCUGAAAAACAGCAGGAGGAUUGUUUUGCCUGAUGUGAUGAACCCCAGAGUGUUUGAGAACAUUCUCCUAUCUAGUUAUACUGGACGUCUAGUAAUGCCUGCUCCAGAAAUUGUUAGUUAUUUAACAGCAGCAAGCUUCCUCCAGAUGUGGCAUGUGGUAGACAAAUGCACUGAGGUUUUAGAGGGAAACCCUACGGUCCUUUGUCAGAAGCUAAAUCAUGGCAGUGACCACCAGUCUCCCAGCAGCAGUAGUUAUAAUGGCCUGGUAGAGAGCUUUGAGCUGGGCUCUGGGGGCCAUACUGAUUUCCCCAAAGCCCAAGAACUGAGGGAUGGAGAGAAUGAAGAGGAGAGCACCAAAGACGAGCUGUCAUCUCAGCUCACUGAGCACGAGUACCUUCCCAGCAACUCGUCCACAGAGCAUGACCGGCUCAGCACUGAAAUGGCAAGCCAGGAUGGGGAGGAGGGGGCCAGUGACAGCGCUGAGUUCCACUACACGCGGCCCAUGUACAGCAAGCCCAGCAUAAUGGCUCACAAACGCUGGAUCCAUGUAAAGCCCGAGCGCUUUGAACAGGCGUGCGAGGGCAUGGAUGUGCAUGCACCCUACGAUGAGCACCAGGUCACUGAGUCCAUCAAUACCAUGCAGACAGAGCACUCAGUCCAGCCUUCAGGAGUAGAGGAAGACUUUCACAUCGGGGAAAAAAAGGUGGAAGCCGAGUUUGACGAACAGGCUGAUGAAGGCAAUUAUGAUGAGCAGGUGGAUUUCUAUGGCUCGUCCAUGGAAGAGUUCUCUGGAGAGAGGUCUGAUGGGAAUCUAAUUGGGCACAGACAGGAGGCUGCCCUAGCAGCAGGCUACAGUGAGAAUAUUGAAAUGGUAGCAGGGAUUAAAGAAGAAGCUUCCCACUUAGGAUUCUCAGCCACUGACAAGCUGUAUCCUUGUCAGUGUGGGAAAAGUUUCACUCACAAGAGUCAGAGAGAUCGACACAUGAGCAUGCACCUUGGUCUUCGGCCUUAUGGCUGUGGUGUCUGUGGUAAGAAAUUCAAAAUGAAGCAUCAUCUCGUGGGCCACAUGAAAAUUCACACAGGCAUAAAGCCGUAUGAGUGUAAUAUCUGUGCAAAGAGAUUUAUGUGGAGGGACAGUUUCCACAGGCAUGUGACUUCUUGUACCAAGUCCUAUGAAGCUGCAAAGGCUGAGCAGAAUACGACUGAGGCUAACUAAAAAUAGGAUCUGGCCCUUGAGUGGCAGGCUCAAAAAUAAACUAUGGUAAUUAUGCAAAUCUGGGCACAGAUGAUGCGUGCUACUUGCUAUUAUGAGAGAAGCUUAAAAAAAAAGGAAGAUAUUUCUGAAAGACCAGCUCUAAGUAGGCCAAUUAAAAAGUCUAAUUCCUCAGAUUUGUAUGUUCCAGUCCAGGCCUAGAGGGGGUGAAGGGGGUAGGUUCACCCACCUCCCAGCUGGCAAGGUAAACCUUGAGGCCCAUGUGAUUGAGGCAGGUGGACUUGGUGAUAGAGACACCUGCAGUGGGAACUGGAUUCCAGCCCCCCAGUUCCAUGUCAGGUGGCAGCAGUUUUUGAUCACUCAUAUUACAAGGUCAUGUUGGAAUUUCAUUUUGCUCUUACUAUAGAUACUUAGGUAAUGUGGAUUUGUUUUGGUAGCUGCUUCACUGAAUGAAAUGCUACUUAGGUAAAAGCUACAAAUAAUGUGAUUCCUAGGAUGAGAAAUUGAUUAACAGCUCUUUUGUCUGGUUUUAUUCUUUCUAAAUGGUAUUUUAAUUAAAACUAUGGAAAUACUAAGAGGAUGACAUUCUAAGUAUGAAACAAAUAACAUGGUACAAGCUUCAGUUUCUGUAAGAUGCCGCUGUCACAAUGUAUUUCAGACUCUUGAUAAGGCAAAGUUUUGUAUUUUAGUACUAACAUUUAAUUUGAGCAGUUGUAUCUAAUUGUAAUUCUCUAGAGUGCCCGAGAUAGGUAUUUCUAAUUGGUUUGCUGUCCCAAAUCCUGUUUGCUGAAUUGUAGCAUCCACACAAUGGGAUUUGCUUUGACUCUGACCACGGUACCAUUGACUGCUCCAGGCGUUUCUCUCACAGAUUAUGGUGCUUCCCAAAGAGGCCACAGUUAUUGGGAAGGAGCCAAAAGUCACGGCUGAAAGUUACCCAUGGACUUUCAGGAGUUAGUAGUGUGCUACAGUGAUACUUGCCGAGUAGCAGAAUUUUGAGUGGCAGGUUAUACUUAGGGGGGAAAAAAAAACAACUGGCCAAGAAGAGAGGAGUCUUGAAAAUACACUGGUGGGGGAGAUACUCUUAGAGGGGUACCCUGAGCUGAUACUGCCAGUUCUUUAGGAGUGCUGGAAUGUGUUUUCAAAGGGGGAAAGAAGGAGUCCUAAUUUUAGAAAGUAGUCUACAGAUUCAUGCUCCCAAAUUAUAGAUAAAGCUGCAUAAAUUUACAAGUCCACAUAGCUAUACCUACCAAAAAACAACAAGAAAAGCAGCUAUUCUGAGACCUUUUCUGCGGAUCAGAUGUUUUAGGUUAAAAAGGAAGCAUAUAUUCAGGAUGCUUGUAGGCUGUGUAAUAUACCUGAAGUUAUCACCAGGGUAGAUCAGGGUGCUAGUACUAUGUCAACUUUUCCGUAAACUUA
Molecule: messenger RNA, 3188 nt
Organism: Ceratotherium simum simum (southern white rhinoceros)
Lineage: Eukaryota; Metazoa; Chordata; Mammalia; Perissodactyla; Rhinocerotidae
Gene: ZBTB43
Product: zinc finger and BTB domain containing 43
Biological process (GO): regulation of transcription by RNA polymerase II
Molecular function (GO): RNA polymerase II cis-regulatory region sequence-specific DNA binding; DNA-binding transcription factor activity, RNA polymerase II-specific; protein binding
Source: RefSeq, a predicted model, not a curated record